Messenger RNA from Leptopilina boulardi, 2831 nucleotides. RefSeq names its product DNA helicase MCM8-like. The coding region runs from base 180 to 2603 and encodes 807 amino acids. Gene Ontology annotation, molecular function: ATP binding; single-stranded DNA helicase activity; single-stranded DNA binding. NCBI's taxonomy places the organism in Eukaryota, Metazoa, Arthropoda, Insecta, Hymenoptera, Figitidae. The transcript is spliced from 14 exons. The record is from RefSeq and is a predicted model, not a curated record. Gene Ontology annotation, cellular component: nucleus; MCM complex.
UAUAUUAAAAGUGAGGUUAUGAUUUUGUUUACAUCGUUGUUUUUGACGUUUUAAACGUGUUUUAAACUAUAAUAUUUAAAUUCAUACUAAAUAAAAAAACAAAAAUCAUUAAAUUUCUAUGUAAAAUUAUGUUCAAUUAGUGUUAAUUAUAAAUUAAAAAAGAGUGAAAACAUUUUAAAAUGAGCUCGGGAGGAAAGAUACCAUUCUAUCGGAACAAUAAUAAAUGGAAAUAUAUAAAGAAAAAGAAAGCUUCGGAAAAUGAAAAGAAUGAGGAAAAUAAGAAUAAAAAUAAAAAAAGAAGUCGAGACGAAGAAAAUGUUGAAAAUCGUGAAAUUGAUGGAUACGAGGCAUCAAAUCCAGAUGAUCAGGAACCGCAACAUGCAAAGAAAAAAAGAAAGAAAGAUAUUCCUUAUACAGGAUGGGAUCUUUACUUUCAUGAUGAAGAAUAUGAUAAAAAAUCCGAAACCGUUAAGAAAAUAAGAGUCAUGGAAAAUUAUUUGACGGAAAAUCAAGAAUUAAUAUCAAAAGCCCAUUUGGAAGUUGGUGGUCCAUUUAAUUUGGAUGUAAAUAAAAUAUACGAAAGUCAAAUUUUUAAGGAAAAAUGGCCCGAAUUUCAAGAGGAUUUAAAAAAUAAUCCAUCUCAUAUACUUAAUUGCAUUGGUGUUGCGGUUCAUCAGACAAUUGAGAAUACGUUAAAAGUAAAUGACAGUGAAUGUUCUGAUGAAGUGCCUCUAAUUAGAGUUAGAGUUUUAAAUUAUUUACCAGUUGUACCCUUGAAAAAUCUUCGAGUGAAUUAUUAUGGUCAAUUAAUUACAAUUAGAGGUUGUGUGAUGCGAGUGGGAAAAGUUUUACAAUUGGCACAAUGGAAUGUUUAUAAAUGUUUGAAAUGUAAUUUAAAAACAGUGGUUUAUCAACCAGGUGGAGUUCCGACAUUACCGAAAAAAUGUGAUUGUGGAGCAAUGAAAUUUGAUAUCGAAGACGAUUCUCCUUAUUCAAAAACAAUUCCUUUUCAAAAAAUCAGAUUACAGGAGCAUUUAGGUGAUAAUCAGGACGAUAGACGGGGAACACUUCGAGUAAUUGACGUGGAACUUGUGGAGGAUUUAGUUGAUACCUGUAUGCCAGGAGCGGAUGUUGUUGUAACCGGAAUUGUUAAAGGUCAAGAUAAUGAAUCAUCAAAAUCGAAAAAAGUUGGAGAUCCUAAAUUUCAAUUGCACAUUGAAGCUGUUUCAAUAACGAGUAAUAAGACAAAUUCCAAGACAAAGGGUGUGAUGAUGAUCGAUCUCAAUUAUCAUGAUUACGCGGCUAUUAGUGAAAUUCAAUGUCAUGAAAAUGUUUUUGCUCUUUUAAUAAAUUCAAUGUGCCCCAGUAUUUAUGGACAUGAAUUAGUUAAAGCGGGAUUAUUAUUGAGUUUAUUUGGUGGAAGUUCACCAAAUUCUGAAGUACGUGAGGAUAUACAUGUAUUACUUGUUGGCGAUCCAGGACUUGGAAAAUCACAAAUGUUAAUCGCUUGCUCUCGCAUUGCACCACGAGGUGUUUAUAUCUGUGGAAAUGCAAGCACAGCAUCGGGCUUGACAGUGACUUUGAUAAAGGAACCGGGAACAAAUGAUUAUAUCCUUGAACCUGGAGCUUUAGUUCUGGCAAACAGAGGAUGUUGUGUUAUUGACGAAUUUGAUAAAAUGACUAAUCAACAUCAGGCCUUAUUGGAGGCAAUGGAGCAGCAAUGUGUGAGUGUUGCAAAAUCCGGUGUACUUUGGUCCCUUCCGGCAAGAACAUCAAUUUUGGCAGCGGCAAAUCCAAUUGGCGGACAUUACAAUAAAACAAAAACAAUUCGAGAGAAUUUAAAUCUCAGUCAACCGCUUUUGUCGAGAUUCGAUCUUGUCUAUCUUCUCCUUGACAAUCCUGAUAAGGAUCACGAUGCACGUAUUAUUCAACAUUUGGCAAAAAAUAAAAAAACAAAAAAUGUCAAUGAAUCGAGAACAAUGUUGAAUCAAUCCACAAGUUCAAAGCAUAAAUUUGAUACUUUUAAAGAAUCAUUGGUGCAUUUUAUAAAAAAUAAUUCAAAUUUUGUACCACAAGGAAUUUUACGUAAAUAUAUUGCGUACGCUCGACAAUAUGUGAGGCCACGAUUAACAAGCGAAGCUCAAAGUGUUUUAUUAAAAUUUUAUUUAGAACUACGAGAACGUAAGGAAAAAAUUGGUAAUAUUCCAAUUUUCUUUCGAACACUUGAAGCUUUAAUUAGAUUGACAUUGGCUCGAGCAAAAGUCGAUUUACGACAAGAUGCAACUGAGUUUGAUGCAUUGGAUGUUAUUGAAAUUAUGAAUGAAACAAUAAAUAACAUACCAGAUGAUGUGAGUCCAUUUUUUAGUGGUAAUCUUUCAGCAGCUGGUGGUAAACCAACGAAAAAUAAGAUCAAGGCGUUUAUAAAUCUAUUGAAACAAGAGAGACGAUCAGAAAAGCAACUUUUCUCAUUGAAUGAAUUAAAUGAAAUAGCUGAAAAUGGAGGAAUUGCAAUCGAUGAUAUACGUGAAUUUAUUGAUCAGCUCAAUGAAAAAGGAUUCCUUAUUAAAAAAGGAACAGAUUUAUAUAAAUUUUUGCCAAAUUAAAAGUAUUAUUAAUUUAUAAUUAUAGAAAUUAUUCGAUUUCUCAAAUGAGUUUAUGUAAUAGAUAUAUAUUUAUAAAUGUUUUUUAUUAAUUAAAUUGUUAAAUCAGUUGAUUGUUAAAAAUAUUUAAAAAAGAAAGAAAGAAGAAAAAUGUUUAUUUGAUAGACAAAUGUAUUAAAGAAAAGGAAAGAAAAUUCUAUUUUCUAUUAAUAUAAAAAGAUUUUUACCUUU